GGUAGGGUUGAAAAGUUGGAGUUGUUUUGUCCGAGUUGGUUUGCUCUUUAGAUCAUAUCUGUGGAUGCUACACUUCCAUUUAUGCACGCCGUAUUUACAGUGACGAUGCUGAGGUAAUUUUUUCUUCUCUCUGCAGAAUGAUGCCAAAGGGAGAAUGGCGUAUUGUUAUCAGGUUAAAUUUCACCCGUUUUGGGCAUCCCUUCCCAAACGCUAAGGCUGGGCUAAAGCUAACAAAACGAUGCCGUCAGAUAUCUGUGUGAGCUAGCCUCUGCUAUGUCUAUCCUCUACAAUACCCACGUUGAAGUGACCAUGAAGAAGAGGAUCUUUUCAUAGAAAUGGAGGAUGAUGUAAAAAAAGUGAAAAAGCCUGGUAUCGUGUCUCCGUUCAAGCGUGUUUUCCUGAAAGGAGAGAAGGGGAGGGAUAAGAAGGCUCAGGAGAAGGCCACUGAGCGCAGGGCCCUCCACACCUUCUCCCUCUCCCAGCCCGACCACCGCAUCGAUCCCGACAUCCUGCUUAAUGACUACAUAGAGAAGGAGGUCAAAUACCUGGGGCAACUGACAUCGGUACCAGGAUACUUAAACCCGUCCAGUCGGACAGAGGUGCUGCAGCUAAUUGACAAUGCAAGGAAGUCACAUCAGCUGGCUGGCCAGCUGACGUCAGAGCAAGAUGCAGUGGUUAGCCUCUCGGCCUAUAACAUCAAGCUAGUUUGGCGUGACGGAGAGGACAUCAUUCUGAGGGUGCCCAUCCAUGACAUUGCUGCCGUCUCCUACAUAAGGGACGACUCCCUGCACCUAGUGGUGCUCAAAACAGCCCAGGAGUCAGGUGGCUCUCCCUGCCCCAGCUCAUGCCCUGAUCUCAACAAGUCCCAGACCCUCAGUUCUUUGUCAGAGAGUGGUGCUGUUUUUGUGGAAGUCUGCUGCCUACUUGUGCUGGCUGUUGAAAACAAGGUAGCUGCAGAGGAGCUUUGCCUGCUGCUCAGCCAGGUGUUCCAGAUUGUUUACACAGAGUCCACCAUCGAUUUCUUGGACCGAGCCAUUAUUGAUGGAGCCACUACGCCCACCAGGCACCUGUCAUUAUACAGUGAUGAUUCCUCAAAUAAAGUGGACGUCAAGGAGGGCUUUGAAGCAGAAGCCGGCACAUUUUCGUUCCAGGGCUCCCUGGAGGCAGGGGGCAACUCUCCAUCAGCCUCCACCCCUGCAUCCCCUCAGACCAAGACUGCCAGUGAGGGAGAGCUCAGCACCACAGCCACAGAACUGCUACAGGACUACAUGACCACGUUGCGGACCAAGCUCUCAUCCCAGGAGAUUCAGCAGUUUGCCACUCUGCUCCAUGAAUACCGCAAUGGUGCCUCAAUCCAUGAAUUCUGCAUCAAUCUGCGACAACUCUACGGUGACAGCAGGAAGUUCCUCCUACUGGGCCUGCGUCCCUUCAUUCCAGAGAAGGAUAGCCAGCACUUUGAGAAUUUCCUGGAGACCAUCGGUGUCAAGGAUGGCCGAGGCAUAAUCACAGACAGCUUCGGCCGUUACCGGCGCACGGCCAGCUCUGCCUCCGACUCCACCACCAACGGCAACGGGGCUGCAGGAGGAAGUGGCGACAGUGGGGGGUCAGAUGAGGGCCAGGAGGCCUCAGAGGGCGACGAAUGGGACCGCAUGAUCACAGACAUUAGCAAUGACAUCGAAGCCCUGGGCUGCAGUAUGGACCAGGAGGGGGUCACACCCUGACAAAGCAGACAAAGGGAGAUGUCACUAAAAAGGGCAAAGGGCGUGAGAUGACUGUCAAUCAUCAGUAUAUUGUUGUGGGUAUAGAGCAGGUGGUCUCUGGCACCUUUCUUUGAAUGGUUUUGCCUUUUUUAAUGUUUUUCCCUUUAUCCUUUUAAGAGCAGCGUCCAUAGUCAAAGACUUCUUCACCCCACUGCCAGGUGAAGAUAAAGUCAACCGAUGCUCUUACUCAAAAGCCUCUAGAGGACUUGCAAUCAGUUUGGGCUGUUGUGUGUGUGGAAUUGCUGCAUUUCAUUGCCUCCUAAUAUUUUAUUUUUUAAGUUUCAGUGGUUUUUUUAUUCAUUUAUUGGCAGUAUCUGCCACUGCUGUCAACAAUGUAGCAAAUCACUCCAGAAUCUUAGAGGCUGUUGAAGAGUCAGUCCAUGAGUACUCUCGAAGACUGGAGUAUGAAGGAAUCCCUUUCACCAAAGGACUAUGUACAUGAUGUGGAAUAUUAAGACUGUACUGUUAUAUACUUUUGUAUUACUAUAGGUCAAUAAACUUCAUCAAUCUGGAGGAACAUGCAAGUUUUUUUAUUUACUUCACAUUUGUUUAUAUGUUGCUGUGACUUUGUAACUUUUGUCAAUAGGCUUUUCUUCCACCAUAUGUUUUGUGUACCGUUUUGUUUUACACUACCACUUAUCAGUUUUUUUAGCUUUAAUAUAAUUUUGCCUCAUUAAAAGUGACCAAGGAAAUGCUGUUAAUUCUCAUUCAGUUUGUGCAGGCGAGUGAGGACGGCAUUUGACAAAGCCAGUUAGUUAAUGGCUGAUGAAAAAUUUUGAUCUUUGGUGAUUCUUUUUUCAUGCAGGUCAUUGUGUUAUGGUGUUACUGUAGAUUCCCCAUUUAUCUGUAUAUGUGCCUUUACACUGCAGUACUGCUGCCAAAGUGUCUAUGCAGACACAAACAUGCAAUUGUGAACCGUAACUGACUACAGCUCAUGAACAAAUCAUGGUUUAAUAAAUAAAAGUUCCCUCAU
Lampris incognitus (smalleye Pacific opah) is the source of this 2733-nucleotide messenger RNA. RefSeq names its product CCM2 scaffold protein (gene ccm2). The record is from RefSeq and is a predicted model, not a curated record. The coding region runs from base 336 to 1721 and encodes 461 amino acids. NCBI's taxonomy places the organism in Eukaryota, Metazoa, Chordata, Actinopteri, Lampriformes, Lampridae. Gene Ontology annotation, biological process: vasculogenesis; heart development. The transcript has 10 exons.